Micropterus dolomieu (smallmouth bass) is the source of this 1407-nucleotide messenger RNA. RefSeq names its product neuropeptide FF receptor 2a (gene npffr2a). The record is from RefSeq and is a predicted model, not a curated record. NCBI's taxonomy places the organism in Eukaryota, Metazoa, Chordata, Actinopteri, Centrarchiformes, Centrarchidae. Gene Ontology annotation, molecular function: neuropeptide receptor activity; peptide binding; opioid receptor binding. The coding region runs from base 127 to 1407 and encodes 426 amino acids. The transcript is spliced from 4 exons. Gene Ontology annotation, cellular component: membrane. Gene Ontology annotation, biological process: G protein-coupled receptor signaling pathway; regulation of cAMP-dependent protein kinase activity; regulation of MAPK cascade.
CUUAUCCGUGUAUUUUAUUUCUCUUUGACCUACCUAUGUCAGAGGAAAGUGGACAUUAUUUAAUUUUCUUUCCCUCAAAGCUCACAGCCCGUCGUCAGCUUGAUUUGAAAUAAAUCAAGGUUUAAAAUGAACGAAGGACUUGAGAACAGCUUGACUCAACUGUAUGACAACUGGACAUUUGGCAACUCCUCCGUGGAGUUCGUCGCACCCAGGAACAACAUCACCUAUGUUGGAUUUUACCUCCAUCAGCCAUCCACAGCAGCCAUCUUCAUCGUGUCCUACCUGCUGAUCUUCCUCGUGUGCAUGGUGGGAAAUGGAGUGGUGUGUUUCAUUGUGCUGAAGAGCAAAAACAUGUGGACCGUUACCAACUUGUUCAUAUUAAACCUUGCUGUGAGUGACCUCCUGGUCGGGAUUUUCUGCAUGCCCACAACUCUUCUUGACAACAUAAUUACAGGAUGGCCUUUUGGAAGCCUAGUGUGCAAAAUGAGCGGCAUGGUUCAAGGGAUCUCUGUGUCAGCAUCGGUCUUCACUCUGGUUGCAAUUGCCGUUGACAGAUUCAGAUGCAUUGUCUACCCAUUCAAGCAAAAGCUGACCAUAUCCACAGCUUCCUUGAUCAUAGUCAUUAUCUGGGUUCUGGCCAUAUCCAUCAUGUGUCCUUCUGGGGUGAUGCUACAAGUGACCAAGGAGCAAACCAUUCGGGUGUUACUGGGCUACGACAACAAAACAGGCCCAUUUUAUUGGUGCAGAGAGAACUGGCCAAACCAGGAGAUGAGGAAGAUUUACACCACUGUCCUGUUUGCAAAUAUCUAUCUUGCUCCCCUUUCCCUCAUCGUAAUCAUGUACGCCAGGAUCGGCAUUACGCUUUUCAAAACAACAGUUCCAACAGGAGCAAAGCCGGGCCAUGACAACCGCCACACUGUGUCAAAGAAAAAGCAAAGGGUGAUUAAAAUGCUUCUAAUAGUUGCUUUGCUUUUCAUCCUUUCCUGGCUGCCUCUGUGGACCCUCAUGAUGCUGAGCGACUAUGCCAGUCUGACUGAGCAGCAGUACAGAAUCAUCAACAUUUACAUUUACCCCUUUGCCCACUGGUUAGCCUUCUUCAACAGCAGUGUCAACCCCAUCAUCUACGGUUUUUUCAAUGAAAAUUUCCGUAGAGGGUUUCAAGCUGUGUUCAAGUUCAGCCUGUGCACGGCGGAUGGACAGCGGAGGAAACCCUACUCACACAGGCUGCAGGGAAACUCUGUGCUCCCAGCUAAUAAUGCACAAACCACCCUUGAGCCUAUUUCUCUCAAUAGCCUAGAUAAGAACACCUCCAAGCAACUCAACCACAUCACUGAACAAGACUUGGUCAUGGAGGACCUGGAGAAGGCAUCUUGCAGCAGUGGGGGUGUGACAGCAGUGUCUAUUUAA